AUGGGAAAGCCAUUUUCAAAAUCUAUCUCGGGUUAUCAAGAAACAUUUCCGCUAACGGAUGAAGAAAAAGAAAUUUUACAUACAAGACAUCAUCUUACAAGAGAAAUUUUUAAAGGAAAUUUUAGCUCUCCAGUAGACGAUGUGCUUAAAACAGGAUGGGCUAAAGUCUUGGACGUUGGAUGCGAUGUAGGAACCUGGCUAUUCGAAUUAUCUGCCGACUAUCCAGGAUGUACUUACAUCGGCACAUAUACAUCUCCAUAUUCAAGUUUAGAAACCGUUAAUAAGCCUUUUGAUGUUGAAUUUAUAGAAGCAGAUCCUAUUAGCGAAUUACUUUCUGGAAAAAUAGCAGAUAAAGAGAUAAGAAAUAUUGGAUGGCGAGAUGAUCAUGAGACAUUCAAAGUUUUUUGUAAAGCUCUGAGCGAGUUGAGUCAAGGGAAUUCCUUGAAACUCUUAGCCAAAUCAAAUUUUGAAUUGUGA
Molecule: messenger RNA, 477 nt
Organism: Racocetra fulgida
Lineage: Eukaryota; Fungi; Glomeromycota; Glomeromycetes; Diversisporales; Gigasporaceae
Source: the annotation of a GenBank genome assembly